Messenger RNA from Didymodactylos carnosus, 1029 nucleotides. NCBI's taxonomy places the organism in Eukaryota, Metazoa, Rotifera, Eurotatoria, Philodinida, Philodinidae. The record is from the annotation of a GenBank genome assembly.
AUGGCUCACUCUCUUGGUCUUCUAACCGUUGUUAUUCUGCUUUUUACCGUUUACAUGCACUCAACUUCAGCAGAUGAAAUAGUUUGUCAACCAUUCAAAUCAAUUCCAUUUUUUUCCACUCCUUGUACUAAACCAAAAUGGGCUCAGCAAGGUAUCACAGUUGCUGGUACAACGGGAAAGCAAGGAUCAUCUAACAUUCAGCUCAUCGGUCCUUCUGGCAUUUUCAUCGACCCUUAUGACAACCUAUUCAUAGCUGAUGAGGGUAACGAUAGAAUUCAAAAGUUCUCUCCAGGAUCAAAGGGUGUUGGUCUGACAAUUGCUGGAGGGAAUGGUGGAGGAUCUGCUUUGAACCAAUUGAAAGAGCCAAGAGCUGUCUAUGUUGAUUCUGCAGGAACUCUGUUUAUCACUGAUCGGGGUAAUCUUCGAGUGCAGAAAUGGUUCACGGGUAGUGCACAAGGAAUAACAAUUGCCUCUGGAAGAGGCUAUACAGCUCAUUGGUUUCAAGGACUUUCUGGUAAUAGAAAACAAAUAAAUGAAAUUUAUUCAUCGGAAUCAAUCAUGGGACGUGGCAGAAUUAUGAAGUAUCCUCUUGGUGGUGAUGAUUCGCCUUCGUAUGCAACACUUCUCGGUUCUGUCACUAGAAAUCCUGGAGGUAUUGUUGUGGAUGAGUGUAAUAGUGUCUAUGUAGCAGAUCCAUUUGGUGGAAAUAUUUUAAAAUUUAGCAGCGGUAAUUCAACAGGUGAACAGAUUGCAUCAGGUUUGAUCACUCCUAACGAUGUUGCACUUGAUACGUACGGAAAUCUCUAUAUCGUUGAAAGAGAUACAAAUCGUGUUCAACGCUUGAAUGUUCAUGAUGGUACAAGGGAAGUCAUUGUUGGAAAUAAAGAAGGCGCCGAAGGAAGUGACAGUGAGCAUUUGAAUAAGCCGUGGAGCAUUGCAUUCGAUUCAGAAAACAAUUUGUAUGUAUCUGAUAAAGAGAAUCACCGUGUUCAGAAAUUUAGCUUUCACGAAGGAGAUCUUUUGUGUUGA